UCUGCAAAGCAGGAGCCCUACCCAGCUCUCUGUCCAAGCACUCUGCUCAGCCCAGAGGAGCAGCCACACAGAAAAAAAAAGUUAAAAUCAACUCAGAGCUGAGGAGGGAGGGAGAGAGUUGUGAGAAAACGCCCUGGAAACUCAGUUGAUCGAGAAAUAGUAAAAGAGUGACAGAAUCCCAUCAGACUGCAAAGUUGCGACUGGAAGAAGUGCUUUUCUUGGGCUGAGGAGAAGGGGAGAGGACAUGUUUUUGAGGAUGCUCAAGCUGGUGUGAGGCUUCUCGGGCGCAGGAAAGAUUGUGCGCAGAAGUCAAGAAUACAAAAAACAAAACAUCAGACUGAAGCCCUUGGCUUUGCUUGAGCAAUCCAAGGAAAACCAAGGGAGAGUGUCCAUCACACCAGGGCUUGAAUAGAGGAAAACAAAACCAAGAUGGCUGAAGAGGAGGAAACUAGGGAGGUGCUCUUUCCAGAUUGGGAGGGUCCGGACAAAACUGGCUUGACCAUUGAACAGACAAGGGAAGGCGAGAUCUUUGUUAAGGAGGUAAAAGGAGAGUCACCUGCAGCACGGUCUGGAAAAGUAUAUGAAGGUGAUCAGAUUGUGGGCGCUACUAUCUACUUUGAUAACAUGAGCUCAGAAGAAACAGCUGAUCUACUGAAGACAUUGAACCGUCACAAGGUUGGACUGAAACUGAAAGACAAAUCCCCUUACUGCUCACCCCUGAGCACACCAUGUCGUUCACCAAUGGGCACCCUGACAUGGGAAGGGAAGACCCGAUUUGGAGGUUCCAGUCCAGACAUUAUCCUUAGUGGGGAUGAUGAGGACUAUAAGAGAAUAUACACAAAAAAGAUAAAACCAAGGCUGAAGUCUGAAGAUCUUGCAGAGGGAGUAGAUGUGCGCACAGAGCGGCAUAGCAGCACAAGCAGCGAUGGCAGCACAAUUACCACCAUCACUCGCCGCAUCACUACCUACACUGUCGAUAUGCCGAGUGGCAUAAGUGAGCAACUUGAACUUUCAAGCCCAGAGCUCAAAGGGCUAAGGCACGAAUCUGGGGAUGGCUCUCCUCAUAGCCCUUCAGGUAAAGUGGGAACAGAAGAGGGAGUUUUUGACUCAAGCAGUGUCUCUUACACAGGGCCACAACUUAGCUCUACAGAGACACGCUGGGGCGCUAGGGGAGUUCAAACCACAACAAUUACCAGAGACGUAGAAAGAGAAAGCGGUCUUAGAUUUAAAGGACCUAACUUUGGAGUAACAGGGGGCAAAGGCCAGGGAGGCUUUGAGAUCUCAAGAGGGAGUGGAGAGCAUGGAGAUGGAAGCAUUCAGGUGUCAGAAACAAGCACGGCACUAAGAGACAGCACAAAUACUGGUAGUAGACAUGUUACAAAAGGAGAGUUGGGAGGUGCAGAGGCAAUCUCAACUGAUGAGAAUGGAGGGUCAGUCAGUCUGGGAGGCGUUAGAAUAGGAGGAUCAGUACCAACAUUAGGCUAUGUUACCUCAGGGUAUUCCUCAGGGUCAGGCAAGAUUUCAGUGGCAGGUAUGGAUGUGAACCUUACAGGUUCAAAGUUGAAAAGUGAGGUUGAUGUCAACCUGCCAAGCUCAAAGGGAGGAAUAAAAACAUCAGGAAUAGACACUGACACUGACAGCACUGUAAAAAUGUCAACAAUCAAGAUGCCUGCAUUUGGAAUGACAGGAGUCAAGAAAGAGGGAACAAGUGUUGAAGUUAAACUGAGUAGUGAUGCAGAUAUGUCAGUACCAUUGACAUAUGAAGAGGUGCAAAAACCUGAAAUAGACAUCAAAGGCACACAUAUGAUAAUUAAAGGUCCUAGUGCUAACAUUGAAAACUCCAGCAUUCAAGCCAAAGUACCAACGAUUGAUAGCAAUUACAAAACAGAGGUAUCUAAAGCGAAAAUUCCCUCUUUGUCUGGGCCAGAUAGAGAUAUAAACUUGAAGGGUGCUAAGGUAGAGGUGAAUCUUGAUGUAUCUGCUCCAAAGAUGGAUGGAAAAGUAUCAAAAUCUGAUGUUAAGAUGAAAGGCUCAGAAGUUGAUGCAAAGAUCGGAGGUAAAAUAAAACCUCCGAGAAUGGAUAUUGAGGUACCGGAUGUUGAAAUUGAGUCUCCUAGUGCUAAUAUCAAAGGAUCAAAAUUCAAUGUGCCAUCAAAAAUCUCCAUGCCAGGUGUAGAUUUAAGUGUCAAAGGUUCAAAACUUAAGGGUGAUUUGGAUAUCUCAAGUCCAAAGAUAGAAGGAGACAAAAAAACACCUGAAGUUGACAUAAAAUUAAAAAGUCCUAAAGUCAAAGGUGAUGUAGAUGUUUCAGUUCCAAACAUUGAAGGGGAUAUAAAAGCUCCAGGGGUAGAUGUUGAAGGACUGGAUGUGGAUAUUGAGGGCCAUAAGAGUGGAUUUAAAAUGCCUAAAUUCAAAAUGCCAUCAUUUGGCAUGAAAGGUCAAAAACUGGAAGGACCAGAAGUUGAUGUAAACCUUCCCAAAGCAAACAUUGACGUGAAAGCACCUGACAUUGAUGUGAAAGUACCAGAAGUUGAUAUCGGAGGAGCUGAUGCAAAGCUAAAAGGUCCCAAAUUCAACAUGCCAACUGUUUCAGGACCAGAAAUCUCCAUGCCACAUGUGGGUAUCAAUCUGAAAGGUCCCAAAGUCAAAGGUGAUGUGAAUGUGUCAGCUUCAAAGAUAGAGGGAGACAUAAAAACACAUGAUAUUGACAUCAAAGGUCCAGAAGUAAAUAUUCAAGGGCCAAAGGGAGGAUUUGAAAUGCCAAAGAUCAAAAAGCCCUCAUUUAAUAUUAAAGGUCCAAAAGUGGAGGGUCCAGAUGUAGAUCUCAACCUUCCCAAAGCUAACAUCAAUGUCAAAGCACCUGACGUUGACGUUAAAGGGCCAGAGGUUGAUGUUGAAGGACCAAAUGCAAAACUAAAAGGACCCAAAUUCAAUAUGCCAACCAUUUCAGGACCAAAGCUUUCCAUGCCAGAUGUGGAUUUCAACCUGAAAGGCCCCAAACUCAAAGGUGAUGUGGAUGUGUCAGCUCCAAAGAUAGAGGGAUACAUAGAAACACCUGAUAUUGACAUCAAAGGGCCAAAAGUUGAUAUUGAAGGGCCGAAGGGUGGAUUUGAAAUGCCAAAGAUCAAAAUGCCAUCAUUUGGCCUGAAAGGUCCAAAAGUUGAGGGUCCAGAUGUGGAUCUGAACCUUCCCAAAGCUAACAUUGAUGUCAAAGCACCUGACAUUGAAGUUAAAGGGCCAGAAGUUGACAUUAAAGAACCAAAUGCAAAACUAAAAGGUCCCAAAUUUAACAUGCCAACCAUUUCUGGACCAAAACUUUCUAUGCCAGAUGUGGAUUUCAAUCUGAAGGGUCCCAAACUCAAAGGCGAUGUGGAUGUGUCCGCUCCCAAGAUUGAGGGAGACAUAAAAACACCUGAUAUUGACAUCAAAGGACCAAAGGUUGAUAUUGAAGGGCCAAAGGGUGGAUUUGAAAUGCCAAAGAUCAAAAUGCCAUCAUUUGGCUUGAAAGGAAAACAAGUGGAGGGUCCAGAUCUUGAUUUAAACCUUCCCAAAGCUAACAUUGACAUAAAAGCGCCUGACGUUGACAUUAAAGUUCCAGAAAUUGACAUUGAAGGCCCUGAUGCAGAAAUCAAAGGACCUAAGCUCAAUAUGCCAUCCAUAAAAGGACCAAAGAUGCCUGAUUUUGACAUUAAACUAAAAGGUCCUAAAGUCGAAGGAGAUGUGGAUGUUUCAGUUCCAAACAUUGAAGGAGAUAUAAAAGGUCCAGGGGUGGAUGUUGAAGGACUGGAUGUGGACAUUGACGGACAUAAAAGUGGAUUUAAAAUGCCGAAAUUCAAAAUGCCAUCAUUUGGCCUGAAAGGUCCAAAAGUGGAAGGACCAGAAGUUGAUGUAAACCUUCCCAAAGCAAACAUUGACGUGGAAGCACCUGACAUUGAUGUGAAAGUACCAGAAGUUGACAUUGAAGGACCUGACGCAAAACUCAAAGGACCCAAAUUCAACAUGCCAACUAUUUCGGGACCGAAACUUUCCAUGCCAGAUGUGGAUUUCAAUCUGAAAGGUCCCAAAGUCAAAGGUGAUGUGGAUGUGUCAGUUCCAAAGAUUGAGAGAGACAUAAAAACACCUGAUAUUGACAUCAAAGGGCCAAAGGUUGAUAUUGAAGGGCCAAAGGGUGGAUUUGAAAUGCCAAAGAUCAAAAUGCCAUCAUUUGGCCUGAAAGGAAAACAAGUGGAGGUUCCAGAUCUUGAUUUAAACCUUCCUAAAGGUAACAUUGACAUUAAAGCACCUGGCGUUGACAUUAAAGCUCCAGAAAUUGACAUUGAAGGCCCUGAUGCAGAAAUCAAAGGACCCAAGCUCAAGAUGCCAUCCAUAAAAGGACCAAAGAUGCCUGAUUUUGACAUUAAACUAAAAGGUCCUAAAGUCGAAGGAGAUGUGGAUGUUUCAGUUCCAAACAUUGAAGGAGAUAUAAAAGGUCCAGGGGUGGAUGUUGAAGGACUGGAUGUGGACAUUGACGGACAUAAAGGUGGAUUUAAAAUGCCUAAAUUCAAAAUGCCAUCAUUUGGCUUGAAAGGUCCAAAAGUGGAAGGACCAGACGUUGAUGUAAACCUUCCCAAAGCUAACAUUGAUGUGAAAGCACCUGAAAUUGAUGUGAAAGUACCAGAAGUUGACAUUGAAGGACCAAAUGCAAAACUCAAAGGACCCAAAUUCAACAUGCCAACUAUUUCAGGACCGAAACUUUCCAUGCCAGAUGUGGAUUUCAAUUUGAAAGGUCCCAAACUCAAAGGUGAAGUGGAUGUGGGAGGUCCAAAGAUAGGGGGGGACAUAAAAACACCUGAUAUUGAUAUCAAAGGGCCAAAGGUUGAUAUUGAAGGGCCAAAGGGAGGAUUUGAAAUGCCAAAGAUCAAAAUGCCAUCAUUUGGCCUGAAAGGUCCAAAAGUAGAAGCUCCAGAUGUUGAUGUAAACCUUCCCAAAGCUAACAUUGAUGUCAAAGCACCUGACGUUGAAAUUAAAGGGCCAGAGGUUGAUGUUGAAGGACCAAAUGCAAAACUAAAAGGACCCAAAUUUAACAUGCCCACCAUUUCUGGACCAAAACUUUCCAUGCCAGAUGUGGAUUUCAAUCUGAAAGGCCCCAAACUCAAAGGUGAUGUGGAUGUGUCAGCUCCAAAGAUAGAGGGGGACAUAAAAACACCUGAUAUUGACAUCAAAGGGCCAAAGGUUGAUAUUGAAGGGCCAAAGGGAGGAUUUGAAAUGCCAAAGAUCAAAAUGCUAUCAUUUGGCCUGAAAGGUCCAAAAGUGGAAGCUCCAGAUGUUGAUGUAAACCUUCCCAAAGCUAACAUUGAUAUCAAAGCACCUGGCGUUGAUAUUAAAGGGCCAGAGGUUGACAUUGAAGGACCAAAUACGAAACUAAAAGGACCCAAAUUUAACAUACCCACCAUUUCAGGACCGAAACUUUCCAUGCCAGAUGUGGAUUUCAAUCUGAAAGGCCCCAAACUCAAAGGUGAUGUGGAUGUGUCAGCUCCAAAGAUAGAGGGAGACAUAAAAACACCUGAUAUUGACAUCAAAGGGCCAAAGGUUGAUAUUGAAGGGUCAAUGGGAGGAUUUGAAAUGCCAAAGAUCAAAAUGCCAUCAUUUGGCCUGAAAGGUCCAAAAGUGGAAGCCCCAGAUGUUGAUGUAAACCUUCCCAAAGCUAACAUUGAUGUCAAAGCACCUGACGUUGAAAUUAAAGGGCCAGAGGUUGAUGUUGAAGGACCAAAUGCAAAACUAAAAGGACCCAAAUUUAACAUGCCCACUAUUUCAGGACCGAAACUUUUCAUGCCAGAUGUGGAUUUCAAUCUGAAAGGCCCCAAACUCAAAGGUGAUGUGGAUGUGUCAGCUCCAAAGAUAGAGGGGGACAUAAAAACACCUGAUAUUGACAUCAAAGGGCCAAAGGUUGAUAUUGAAGGGCCAAAGGGUGGAUUUGAAAUGCCAAAGAUCAAAAUGCCUUCAUUUAACAUUAAAGGUCCUAAGGUGGAGGGUCCAGAUGUGAACCUUCCCAAAGCUAACAUUGAUGUCAAAACACCUGACGUUGAUAUUAAAGGGCCAGAGGUUGACAUUGAAGGACCAAAUGCAAAACUAAAAGGACCCAAAUUUAACAUGCCAACAAUUUCAGGACCGAAACUUUCCAUGCCAGAUGUGGAUUUCAAUCUGAAAGGCCCCAAACUCAAAGGUGAUGUGGAUGUGUCAGCUCCAAAGAUCAAGGGAGACAUAAAAACACCUGAUAUUGACAUAAAGGGUCCUAAUGUUGAUUUUAAAUCACCAGAGGGACAUCUUUCUGGGCCAAAAGUCAAGUUACCAAAAAUGUCUGGACCCAAAAUAUCGUUGCCAGAUGUUGACAUCAAUCUGAAGGGUCCAAAAUUAAAGGGUGAUAUGGAAGGCAAUGUUCAAUUACCAAAAGCUGAACUUGAGGGACCCGAUGUGACCACUGAUGUUCCAGACAUUGGCACAAAGAAAUCAAAAUUUAAAAUGCCAAAGUUUGGAUUUAAAAGUCCAAAGGCAAAGGCCCCAGAAACUGAUGUGAAACUGGCACAAGGAGACAUUAGCAUCAAAGGGAAGACUGGGAGUUCCGAAGUUCUUGAUGUUGACCUUAGUUUGUCUGGCCAGAAAGGAAAAGGAUCCAAAUUCAAGAUACCAAAAUUUGGUUUCAAAGGACCAAAGGUUGAAAUGCCAGAUGUUGAUAUUAACCUUCCCAAAACUGGAGGUGAUGUUAAAGUUCCAGAUGUUGACAUUGAAGGACCAGAUGUUGACAUUGACAGUCCUAGUGGUAAAAUCAAGGGACCAAAAUUCAAGAUGCCCAAUAUCUCAGGACCAAAAAUCUCCAUGCCAGAUGUGGAUUUGAAUCUUAAAGGCCCCAAGCUCAAAGGAGAUGUGGAUGUAUCACCUCCAAAGAUUGAAGGAGAUAUAAAGGCACCUGGCUUGGACAUCAAAGGUCCAGAGGUUGAUAUUGAAGGACCAAAGGGAGGAUUUGAGAUGCCUAAAAUCAAAAUGCCAUCUUUUGGCAUCACGACUCCUAACGUUGAAGGUCCAGAUGUUGCCAUUGAUCUUCCAAAAGCUGACAUUAAAGUUAAAACACCUGAAAUUGACAUUAAAGCUCCGGAUGUUGAAGUUGAAGGUCCUGAUGCAAAAUUGAAAGGACCCAAAUUAAAAAUGCCAUCCAUAUCAGUACCCAAGAUGCCAGAAUGGGAUAUCAAUCUGAAAGGGCCCAAGCUGAAGGGAGACAUGACUGUUACAGGUCCAAAGAUGGAGGGUGAUAUAGAGGUUCCUAAAGCAGACAUUGAAGUACCAGAUAUUGACAUUGCAAGCCCCAGUGGUAAAAUGAAAGCCCCGAAAAUAAAAAUGCCAAGCAUUUCCGGGCCUAAAAUGUCCUUACCAGAUGUGGAUUUCAAUCUGAAAGGCCCCACACUCAAAGGAGAUGUGAAUGUGUCAACUCCAAAGAUAGAGGGAGACAUAAAAACACCCGAUAUUGACAUCAAAGGGCCAAAAGUUGAUAUUGAAGGGCCAAAGGGAGGAUUUGAAAUGCCAAAGAUCAAAAUGCCUUCAUUCAACAUUAAAGGCCCAAAGGUAGAGGGUCCAGAUGUGGAUCUAAACAUUCCUAAGGCUAAUGUUGAUGUCAAAGCACCUGAAUUUGAUGUUAAAGGCCCAAAGGUUGAUGUUGAAGGUCCUGGUGCAAAGAUCAAGGGACCGAAAUUCAAAGUUCCAACCAUUUCAGGACCAAAAAUCUCCAUGCCAGAUGUGGAUUUCAAUUUGAAAGGUCCCAAAGUCAAAGGUGAUGUGGCUGUGUCUCUUCCAAAGGUUGAAGGAGACAUAAAGGUACCUGACUUGGACAUCAAAGGUCCAGAGGUUGACAUUGAAGGGCCAAAGGGAGGAUUUGAGAUGCCUAAAAUCAAAAUGCCAUCUUUUGGCAUCAAAGGUCCAAAAGUUGAAGGUCCAGAUGUUGAUGUCAAUCUGCCAAAAGGUGACAUUGAUAUUAAAGGUCCCGAAUUGAACAUCAAAGGACCAGAUUUUGAUAUUGACAGUCCUAGUGGAAAGAUCAAGGGACCAAAGUUCAAGAUGCCACAUAUCUCAGGACCAAAAAUCUCCAUGCCAGAUGUGGAUUUCAAUUUGAAAGGUCCCAAAAUCAAAGGUGAUGUGGAUGUGUCACCUCCAAAGAUUGAAGGAGGCAUAAAGGCACCUGAUUUGGACAUCAAAGGUCCAGAGAUUGAUAUUGAAGGACCAAAGGGGGGAUUUGAGAUGCCGAAAAUAAAAAUGCCAUCUUUUGGCUUGAAAGGUCCAAAAGUUGAAGUACCAGAUGUUGAUGUCAAUCUUCCAAAAGGUGACAUUGAUAUUAAAGGUCCUGAAUUGAACAUCAAAGGACCAGAAGUUGACAUUGACAGUCAUGGUGGAAAGAUCAAGGGACCAAAAUUCAAGAUGCCACAUAUCUCAGGACCGAAAAUCUCCAUGCCAGAUGUGGAUUUCAAUCUGAAAGGUCCCAAACUCAAAGGUGAUGUGGAUAUGUCAGUUCCAAAGGUUGAAGGAGAUCUAACAGUACCAGAAGUUGACAUCAAAGGUCCCCAAGUUGAUAUUGAAGGACCUAAGGGGGGAUUUGAGAUGCCUAAAAUGAAAAUGCCAUCCUUUAACAUCAAAGGUCCAAAAUUGGAGGGUCCAGAUGUUGAUAUUAACCUGCCAAAAGCUAACAUCGAUGUUAAAGCCCCAGAAUUUGAUGUUAAAGGGCCAAAGGUUGCUCUCGAAGGCCCUGAUGCAAAACUGAAAGGACCUAAAUUCAAACUGCCAUCAAUAUCAGGACCCACCAUGCCAGACUGGGAUAUUAAUCUGAAAGGGCCAAAGGUCAAGGGAGAUGUGGAUGUGUCAGUACCAAAGAUCGAGGGAGACAUAGAGGCUCCUAAAGUGGAUAUUGAGGGACCAGAUGUUAACAUCGAGGGCCACAAAGGAGGAUUUAAAAUGCCUAAAUUUAAGAUGCCAUCCUUUGGCUUGAAAGGUCCAAAUGUUGAAGGCCCAGAAGUUGAUGUCAACCUUCCAAAAGGUGACAUUGAUAUUGAAGGCCCUGAAUUGGACAUCAAAGGACCAGACUUUGACAUUGACAGUCCUAGUGGAAAGAUCAAGGGACCAAAAUUCAAGAUGCCACAUAUCUCAGGACCGAAAAUCUCCAUGCCAGAUGUGGAUUUCAAUUUGAAAGGUCCCAAACUCAAAGGUGAUGUGGAUAUGUCAGUUCCAAAGGUUGAAGGAGAUCUAACAGUACCAGAAGUUGACAUCAAAGGUCCCCAAGUUGAUAUUGAAGGACCUAAGGGGGGAUUUGAGAUGCCUAAAAUGAAAAUGCCAUCCUUUAACUUCAAAGGUCCAAAAUUGGAGGGUCCAGAUGUUGAUAUUAACCUGCCAAAAGCUAACAUCGAUGUUAAGGCCCCAGAAUUUGAUGUUAAAGGGCCAAAGGUUGCUCUCGAAGGCCCUGAUGCAAAACUGAAAGGACCUAAAUUCAAACUGCCAUCAAUAUCAGGACCCACCAUGCCAGACUGGGAUAUUAAUCUGAAAGGGCCAAAGGUCAAGGGAGAUGUGGAUGUGUCAGUACCAAAGAUCGAGGGAGACAUAGAGGCUCCUAAAGUGGAUAUUGAGGGGCCAGAUAUUAACAUCGAAGGUCACAAAGGAGGAUUUAAAAUGCCUAAAUUUAAGAUGCCAUCCUUUGGCUUGAAAGGUCCAAAUGUUGAAGGCCCAGAAGUUGAUGUCAACCUUCCAAAAGGUGACAUUGAUAUUGAAGGCCCUGAAUUGGACAUCAAAGGACCAGACUUUGACAUUGACAGUCCCAGUGGAAAGAUUAAGGGACCAAAAUUCAAGAUGCCACAUAUCUCAGGACCGAAAAUCUCCAUGCCAGAUGUGGAUUUCAAUCUGAAAGGUCCCAAACUCAAAGGUGAUGUGGAUGUGUCAGUUCCAAAGGUUGAAGGAGACCUAACAUUGCCAGAAUUUGACAUCAAGGGUUCCAAGGUUGACAUUGAAGGACCUAAAGGGGGACUUGAGAUGCCUAAAAUAAAAAUGCCAUCUUUUGGCAUCAAGGGUCCAAAAUUGGAGGGUCCAGAUGUUGAUAUUAACCUGCCAAAAGCUAACAUCGAUGUUAAGGCCCCAGAAUUUGAUGUUAAAGGGCCAAAGGUUGCUCUCGAAGGCCCUGAUGCAAAACUGAAAGGACCUAAAUUCAAACUGCCAUCAAUAUCAGGACCCACCAUGCCAGACUGGGAUAUUAAUCUGAAAGGGCCAAAGGUCAAGGGAGAUGUGGAUGUGUCAGUACCAAAGAUCGAGGGAGACAAAGAGGCUCCUAAAGUGGAUAUUGAGGGGCCAGAUAUUAACAUCGAAGGUCACAAAGGAGGAUUUAAAAUGCCUAAAUUUAAGAUGCCAUCCUUUGGCUUGAAAGGUCCAAAUGUUGAAGGCCCAGAAGUUGAUGUCAAUCUUCCAAAAGGUGACAUUGAUAUUGAAGGCCCUGAAUUUGACAUCAAAGGACCAGACUUUGACAUUGACAGUCCCAGUGGAAAGAUCAAGGGACCAAAAUUCAAGAUGCCGCAUAUCUCAGGACCAAAACUCUCCAUGCCAGAUGUGGAUUUCAAUCUGAAAGGUCCCAAACUCAAAGGUGAUGUGGAUGUGUCAAUUCCAAAGGUUGAAGGAGACCUAACAUUGCCAGAAUUUGACAUCAAGGGUUCCAAGGUUGACAUUGAAGGACCUAAAGGGGGACUUGAGAUGCCUAAAAUAAAAAUGCCAUCUUUUGGCAUCAAGGGUCCAAAAUUGGAGGGUCCAGAUGUUGAUAUUAACCUGCCAAAAGCUAAUAUCGAUGUUAAUGCCCCAGACUUUGAUGUUAAAGGGCCAAAGGUUGAUCUUGAAGGCCCUGAUGCAAAACUGAAAGUACCCAAGUUCAAACUGCCAUCAAUAUCAGGACCCACCAUGCCAGAUUGGGAUAUUAAUCUGAAAGGGCCAAAGGUCAAGGGAGAUAUGGAUGUGUCAGUGCCAAAAAUUGAAGGAAACUUAGAGGCUCCUAAAAUGGAUAUGGAGGGGCCAGAUGUUAACAUUGAGGGCCACAAAGGAGGAUUUAAAAUGCCUAAAUUCAAGAUGCCAUCCUUUGGCUUGAAAGGCCCAAAUGUUGAAGGUCCAGAAGUUGAUGUCAAUCUUCCAAAAGGUGACAUUGAUAUUAAAGGCCCUGAAUUGGAUAUCAAAGGACCAGAAGUUGACAUUGACGGUCCUGAUGGAAAACACAAGGGACCAAAGUUCAAGAUGCCACAUAUCUCAGGACCAAAACUCUCCAUGCCAGAUGUGGAUUUCAAUCUGAAAGGUCCCAAACUCAAAGGGGAUGUGGAUGUGUCAGUUCCAAAGAUUGAAGGAGACUUAAUAGUACCAGACGUUGACAUCAAGGGUCCCAAGGUUGACAUUGAAGGUCCAAAGGGAGGACUUGAGAUGCCCAAAAUAAAAAUGCCAUCAUUUAACAUCAAAGGUCCAAAAUUGGAGGGUCCAGGUGUUGAUAUUAACCUGCCAAAAGCUAACAUCGAUGUUAAGAGCCCAGAAUUUGAUGUUAAAGGGCCAAAGGUUGAUCUUGAAGGCCCUGAUGCAAAACUGAAAGGACCUAAAUUCAAACUGCCAUCGAUAUCAGGACCCACCAUGCCAGAUUGGGAUAUUAAUUUGAAAGGGCCAAAGGUCAAGGGAGAUGUGGAUGUUUCGAUGCCAAAGAUCAAAGGAGACAUAGAGGCUCCUGAAGUGGAUAUUGAGGGACCAGAUGUUAACAUUGAGGGCCACAAAGGAGGAUUUAAAAUGCCUAAAUUUAAGAUGCCAUCCUUUGGCUUGAAAGGUCCAAAUGUUGAAGGUCCAGACGUUGAUGUCAAUCUUCCAAAAGGUGAAAUUGAUAUUAAAGGCCCUGAAUUUGACAUCAAAGGACCAGACGUUGACAUUGACAGUCCUAGUGGAAAGAUCAAGGGACCAAAAUUCAAGAUGCCACAUAUCUCAGGACCAAAACUCUCCAUGCCAGAUAUGGAUUUCAAUCUGAAAGGUCCCAAACUCAAAGGUGAUGUGGAUGUGUCAGUUCCAAAGGUUGAAGGAGACCUAACAUUGCCAGAAUUUGACAUAAAGGGUCCAAAAUUGGAGGGUCCAGAUGUUGAUAUCAACCUGCCAAAAGCUAAUAUUGAUGUUAAGGCCCCAGAAUUUGACAUUAAAGGGCCAAAGGUUGAUCUCGAAGGCCCUGAUGCAAAAGUGAAAGGACCUAAAGUCAAACUGCCAUCAAUAUCAGGACCCACCAUGCCAGACUGGGAUAUUAAUCUGAAAGGACCAAAGGUCAAGGGCAAUGUGGAUGUUUCAAUGCCAAAGAUCGCGGGAGACAUAGAGGCUCCUAAAGUGGAUAUUGGGGGACCAGAUGUUAACAUAGAGGGCCACAAAGGAGGAUUUAAAAUGCCUAAAUUCAAGAUGCCAUCUUUUGGGUUCAAAGGUCCAAAUGUUGAAAUUCCAGACGUUGAUGUAAAUCUUCCAAAAAGUGAGAUUGAUAUUGAAGGCCCUGAAUUGAACAUCAAAGGACCAGAUGUUGACAUUGACAGUCCUAGUGGAAAGAUCAAGGGACCAAAAUUCAAGAUGCCACAUAUCUCAGGACCGAAAAUCUCCAUGCCAGAUGUGGAUUUCAAUCUGAAAGGUCCCAAACUCAAAGGUGUUGAUGUGUCAGUUCCAAAGGUUGAAGGAGACCUAACAUUGCCAGAAUUUGACAUCAAGGGUCCAAAAUUGGAGGGUCCAGAUGUUGAUAUCAACCUGCCAAAAGCUAAUAUUGAUGUUAAGGCCCCAGAAUUUGAUGUUAGAGGGCCAAAGGUUGACCUCGAAGGCCCUGAUGCAAAACUGAAAGGACCUAAAUUUAAACUGCCAACAAUAUCAGGACCCACCAUGCCAGACUGGGAUAUUAAUCUUAAAGGGCCAAAGGUAAAGGGCGAUGUGGAUGUUUCAAUGCCAAAGAUCGCGGGAGACAUAGAGGCUCCUAAAGUGGAUAUUUGGGGACCAGACGUUAACAUUGAGGGCCACAAAGGAGGAUUUAAAAUGCCUAAAUUCAAGAUGCCAUCUUUUGGGUUGAAAGGUCCAAAUGUUGAAGUUCCAGACGUUGAUGUCAAUCUUCCAAAAGGUGACAUUGAUAUUGAAGGUCCUGAAUUGAACAUCAAAGGACCAGAUGUUGACAUUGACAGUCCUAGUGGUAAGAUCAAGGGACCAAAAUUCAAAAUGCCACAUAUCUCAGGACCAAAAAUCUCCAUGCCAGAUGUGGAUUUCAAUCUGAGAGGACCCAAACUCAAAGGUGAUGUGGAUGUGUCAGUUCCAAAGGUUGAAGGAGAACUAACAGUACCAGAAGUUGACAUCAAAGGACCUCAAGUUGAUAUUGAAGGACCCAAGGGGGGACUUGAGAUGCCUAAAAUGAAAAUGCCAUCUUUUGGCAUCAAAGGUCCAAAACUGGAGGGUCCAGAUGUUGAUAUUAACCUGCCAAAAGCUAAUAUCAAUGUUAAGGCCCCAGAAUUUGACGUUAAAGGGCCAAAGGUUGAUCUUGAAGGCCCUGAUGCAAAACUGAAAGGACCUAAAUUCAAACUGCCAUCAAUAUCAGGACCCACCAUGCCAGACUGGGAUAUUAAUCUUAAAGGGCCAAAGGUGAAGGGCGAUGUGAAUGUUUCAAUGCCAAAGAUCGAGGGAGACAUAGAGGCUCCUAAAGUGGAUAUUGAGGGACCAGAUGUUAACAUCGAGGGCCACAAAGGAGGAUUUAAAAUGCCUAAAUUUAAGAUGCCAUCUUUUGGCUUGAAAGGUCCAAAUGUUGAUGGCCCAGACAAUGAUGUCAACCUUCCAAAAGGUGACAUUGAUAUUAAAGGCCCUGAAUUUGACAUCAAAGGACCAGAUGUUGACAUAGACAGUCCUAGUGGAAAGAUCAAGGGACCAAAAUUCAAGAUGCCACAUAUCUCAGGACCAAAACUCUCCAUGCCAGAUGUGGAUUUCAAUCUGAAAGGUCCCAAACUCAAAGGUGAUGUGGAUGUGUCAGUUCCAAGGGUUGAAGGAGACCUUACAUUGCCAGAAUUUGACAUCAAAGGUCCAAAAUUUGAGGGUCCAGAUGUUGAUUUCAACUUGCCAAAAGGCAAUAUCAAUGUUAAGGCCCCCGAAUUUGAUGUUAGAGGGCCAAAGGUUGAUCUCGAAGGGCCUGAUGCAAAACUGAAAAGACCUAAAUUCAAACUGCCAUCGAUAUCAGGACCCAACAUGCCAGACUGGGAUAUUAAUCUGAAAGGGCCAAAGGUGAAGGGCGAUGUGGAUGUGUCAGUACCAAAGAUCGAGGGAGACAUAGAGGCUCCUAAAGUGGAUAUUGAGGGACCAGAUGUUAACAUUGAGGGUCACAAAGGAGGAUUCAAAAUGCCUAAAUUUAAGAUGCCAUCCUUUGGCUUGAAAGGUCCAAAUGUUGAAGGUCCAGAUGUUGAUGUCAAUCUUCCAAAAGGUGACAUUGAUAUUAAAGGCCCUGAAUUUGACAUCAAAGGACCAGACGUUGACAUUGACAGUCCUAGUGGAAAGAUCAAGGGACCAAAAUUCAAGAUGCCACAUAUGUCAGGACCAAAACUCUCCAUGCCAGAUGUGGAUUUCAAUCUGAAAGGUCCCAAAGUCAAAGGUGAUGUGGAUUUGUCAACUCCAAAGAUUGAAGGAGACCUAACAGUACCAGAAGUUGACAUCAAGGGUCCCCAAGUUGAUAUUGAAGGACCUAAGGGGGGACUUGAGAUGCCUAAAAUAAAAAUGCCAUCUUUUGGAAUCAAAGGUCCAAAACUAGAGGGUCCAGAUGUUGAUAUUAACCUGCCAAAAGCUAACAUUGAUGUAAAGGCCCCAGAAUUUGAUGUUAAAGGGCCAAAGGUUGAUCUCGAAGGCCCUGAUGCAAAACUGAAAGGACCUAAAUUUAAACUGCCAUCAAUAUCAGGACCCACCAUGCCAGAUUGGGAUAUUAAUCUGAAAGGGCCAAAGGUCAAAGGAGAUGUGGAUGUGUCAGUACCAAAGAUUGAGGGAGACAUAGAGGCUCCUAAAGUGGAUAUUGAGGGUCCAGAUGUUAACAUAGAGGGCCACAAAGGAGGAUUUAAAAUGCCUAAAUUUAAGAUGCCAUCCUUUGGCUUGAAAGGUCCAAAUGUUGAAGGCCCAGAAGUUGAUGUCAACCUUCCAAAAGGUGAUAUUGAUAUUGAAGGUCCUGAAUUGAACAUCAAAGGACCAGAUGUUGACAUUGACAGUCCUAGUGGAAAGAUCAAGGGACCAAAAUUCAAGAUGCCACAUAUCUCAGGACCAAAACUCUCCAUGCCAGAUGUGGAUUUCAAUUUGAAAGGUCCCAAACUCAAAGGUGAUGUGAAUGUUUCAGCUCCAAAGGUUGAAGGAGAUCUAACGGUACCUGAAGUUGAUAUCAAAGGUCCCCAGGUUGAUAUUGAAGGACCCAAGGGUGGUAUUGAGAUGCCUAAAAUAAAAAUGCCAUCCUUUAACAUCAAAGGUCCAAAAUUGGAGGGUCCAGAUGUUGACAUUAACCUGCCAAAAGCUAAUAUUGAUGUUAAGGCCCCAGAAUUUAACGUUAAAGGGCCAAAGUUUGAUGUUGAAGGCCUGGAUGGAAAACUGAAAGGACCUAAAUUCAAACUGCCAUCAAUAUCAGGACCCACCAUGCCAGACUGGGACAUUAAUCUGAAAGGGCCAAAGGUCAAGGGAGAUGUGGAUGUGUCAGUACCAAAGAUCGAGGGAGACAUAGAGGCUCCUAAAGUGAAUAUUGAGGGGCCAGAUGUUAACAUUGAGGGCCACAAAGGAGGAUUUAAAAUGCCUAAAUUUAAGAUGCCAUCCUUUGGCUUGAAAGGUCCAAAUGUUGAAGGUCCAGACGUUGAUGUCAACCUUCCAAAAGGUGACAUUGAUAUUGAAGGCCCUGAAUUUGACAUCAGAGGACAAGAAGUUGACAUUGAUGGUCCUGAUGGAAAGAUCAGGGGACCAAAAUUCAAGAUGCCACAUAUCUCAGGACCAAAACUCUCCAUGCCAGAUGUGGAUUUCAAUCUGAAAGGACCCAAACUCAAAGGUGAUGUGGAUGUGUCAGUUCCAAAGGUUGAAGGAGACCUAACAUUACCAGAACUUGACAUCAAGGGUCCCAAGGUUGACAGUGAAGGACCUAAGGGGGGACUUGAGAUGCCCAAAAUAAAAAUGCCAUCUUUUGGCAUCAAGGGUCCAAAAUUGGAGGGUCCAGAUGUUGAUAUUAACCUGCCAAACGCUAAUAUCAAUGUUAAGGCCCCAGAAUUUGAUGUUAAAGGGCCAAAGGUUGAUCUCGAAGGCCCUGAUGCAAAACUGAAAGGACCUAAAUUCAAACUGCCAUCGAUAUCAGGACCCACCAUGCCAGAUUGGGAUAUUAAUUUGAAAGGCCCCAAGGUCAAGGGAGAUGUGGAUGUUUCAAUGCCAAAGAUCAAAGGAGACAUAGAGGCUCCUAAAGUGGAUAUUGAGGGACCAGAUGUUAACAUUGAGGGCCACAAAGGAGGAUUCAAAAUGCCUAAAUUUAAGAUGCCAUCUUUUGGCUUGAAAGGUCCAAAUGUUGAAGGUCCAGAUGUUGAUGUCAAUCUUCCAAAAGGUGACAUUGAUAUUAAAGGCCCUGAGUUUGACAUCAGAGGACCAGACGUUGACAUUGACAGUCCUAGUGGAAAGAUCAAGGGACCAAAAUUCAAGAUGCCACAUAUGUCAGGACCAAAACUCUCCAUGCCAGAUGUGGAUUUCAAUCUGAAAGGUCCCAAACUCAAAGGUGAUGUGGAUGUGUCAGUUCCAAAGGUUGAAGGAGACCUAACAGUACCAGAAUUUGACAUCAGAGGACCCCAAGUUGAUAUUGAAGGACCCAAGGGGGGACUUGAGAUGCCUAAAAUAAAAAUGCCAUCUUUUGGCAUCAAAAGUCCUAAAUUGGAGGGUCCAGAUGUUGAUAUUAACCUGCCAAAAGCUAACAUCAAUGUUAAGGCCCCAGAAUUUGACAUUAAAGGGCCAAAGGUUGAUCUCGAAGGCCCUGAUGCAAAACUGAGAGGACCUAAAUUCAAACUGCCAUCAGUAUCAGGACCCACAAUGCCAGACUGGGACAUUAAUCUGAAAGCGCCCAAGGUCAAGGGAGAUGUGGAUGUGUCAGUACCAAAGAUUGAAGGAGACAUAGAGGUUCCUGAAUUGGAUAUUGAGGGACCAGACCUCAAUAUUGAGGGCCACAAAGGAGGACUGAAAAUGCCUAAAUUUAAGAUGCCAUCUUUUGGCUUGAAAGGUCCAAAUGUUGAAGGCCCAGAAGUUGAUGUCAACCUUCCAAAAGGUGACAUUGAUAUUGAAGUCCCCGAAUUUGACAUCAAAGGACCAGACGUUGACAUUGACAGUCCUAGUGGAAAGAUCAAGGGACCAAAAUUCAAGAUGCCACAUAUCUCAGGACCAAAACUCUCCAUGCCAGAUGUGGAUUUCAACCUGAAAGGUCCCAAACUCAAAGGAGAUGUGGAAACAUCAGUCCCAAAGAUUGAAGGGGGCCUAACAGCACCAGAAGUUGAGAUUAAAGGGCCUAAGAUAAAGGGAGAUGUAGAUGUACCUGAUGUCCACUUCAAGAGGGCAGACAUUGACAUUCAUGGGCCUGAUGCAAAAAUCACAGGGACCAAAUUCAAGAUGCCAUCAAUUUCAGGACCCCACAUUUCUAUGCCAGAUGUAGAUUUCAAUCUUAAAGGUCCUCAUAUCAAAUCUGAUGUGGAUGUUUCUGCUCCAAAGUUUGAAGGAGACAUAACAACACCUGAUGUUGACAUCAAAGGUCGAGCUGUUGACAUUAAAGGGUCCAAAGGUGGAUUUGACAUACCUAAAAUCAAAAUGCCAUCAUUUGGUAUUAAAGGUCCAAAGAUAGAGGGUCCAGAUAUAGACAUAAACCUUCCAAAAUCCAACAUUGAGUUGGAAGCACCUGAUAUCAACCUGAAAGGUCCCAAAGUGAAAGGAGAGUUUGAUGCAUCAAUGCCCAAAUUAGAAGGAAAUGCUAACAUUACAGUACCCACCAUUAGUAUGGAAGGUGAUUUUGAAAAAACAGGUGUUACAUUUCCCAAAUUCAAAGGUCCUAAGUUUGGGAGGAAAUCACCAGAAAUGGAGGGGCCUGAAUCCAUGGUUAAGACACCCAUGUUCAGUGUGGGAACAAAAGGCUCCAAAACACAAGUUAGUCUUCCCAGUUCUGAGGCAAGUCUUGAUGCCCCUGAUAUCGAUAUCAAUGUCAAGGGGAAAAAGGGGAAAUUUAAACUUCCCAAAGUCAAAGGAAAGGUCAAGAAACCUGAUGUUGACAUAGAAACUUCAGCAGUAGAACUGGAUGUAGACACACCCAAUAUCCAUGUCAAAGAAACAAAGAUAAAGAAGCCUCUUUUUGGUAAGCUUCAUUUUCCUGAUGUGGGAUUUGAUAUCAAGUCACCAAAAUUGAAAGGAGAUGGAUCUUUAUCAUCAUCUGCUAGUUUGAACACCACGAUUGAGGGUUCUGGUAUUGAGAGUCCCAAUGUUAGUUUGGAAGGGCCAGAUGUGAAAUUAAAAACACCUAAUAUAAAAAUGUCAAAUGUGAAUGUGUCUACUCCUGAUGUUGAUGCAAAUCUAAACAGACAAGGGGGGGCAACCAUGUCUGCAGGUUUUAAAGGCCACCAAAUGAAUGUGAAAGGUAGUGCUGAUAUUGAUACAGGUGUUUCAGAGGGUGGUGCAAUUACUGGCCUUCAAUACCCAGAGGGCACCGUAACAUUUCCCAAAAUCAAGGUGCCAAAGUUUGGUAUUGCUCUGCCCAAGGUGGAGCGCCAGAAGGGUGAAGGAAAUGAUGAAUCAGAACUUGUGGCUAGUGGCGGCAUAAACAUACAGUCUCCACAUGUUCGUGGCCAAGUCAGUUCACCAAAUGUUGAGGUUCCCAGUCCAGAAUUGAGGCAAAGGGAAGGCAAGGUAAAGGUCAAGAUGCCAAAAUUGUUUGGCAAAUCAAAAGCAAAGGGCAGUGCAGGUGAUCUUCGGGGAUCAGAGGUUGAAUUGGGUACUAGUGGAAAAGGCAGCAAGGUCUCUAAAGACUUAAGUGUACAUACUGGAGAACUGACAGGUGGAAAAUUUGAAUUAGAAGGUGAUUCUGGACUAAAUGUUUCAACCAAAGGCAAGUCAGCUUCACUGGACCUUUUUAAGAAAUCAAGACAUCGGUCUUCUUCUCUGAGUGAUGAGGGGGGGCUUGCAGUUAGUUCCCCUUCAGCUCACUUAGAAGCAGAGGGUGGUGACAUUUCAUUAGACCUAGGAGGAGCCAAGGUGAAGGGAAAGAAAGGCAAGUUGAAGUUUGGGACCUUUGGAGGUUUUGGUUCAAAGUCAAAAGGCUCAUAUGAAGUGACACUUGGUGAGGACAGUGAAGCAGGAGUCGAGGGUAAUGCAGGUGUUUCUCUACCCUCUAAAAAAUCAAGAUUGUCUUCAUCUUCCAGCAGUGACAGUGGUUCAAGAGGUGGUUUCAGGUUCCCAAAAGUUGAACUAACUGUUUCACCAAAAAAAUGAUUAAUUAUGAGGCAAAUUAAACUUUCUCAUGUACAUCCAAAUACCUUCUCUCAAUAGAGUAAAUUCUUCAAACCCGCUCUUAAAACCGGAGGGGAAGAUUUCAUCUCAUUGUUGUAAACUAAGAGUAUGUUUCAUUAAUUAGACAGGAGUGCAUGAGAUUGUUUAAAGUCCCUUCAAACUGUAAAUAAGAUUAAUUUGUAUUGUAAUAAAUAUUGUUUUUUUGUACAUAGUCAAGAUUUAUUAAACAUAUACCAUCUCACCAAAUUUUCACUAAUAGUUUAUUACAGGGUUUGUCAAUUUGGCAUAUUUCAUUCUAUUAAAUGAAAGUUAAUGAAUGGGUGUGGUAUAUUUGUAUCCAGGGGUCUAUUGCACAGAACAGACAGUUACAAUAGCUUUUCUGAAGGAAAAUGUUGUUUAUACAUUCAUAAACAAAUAUAAACAGUUAUCAUUUUUUAUGUAUGAAAUAAUUUUUAUUUUCAAGCUUUGAUAUUAUAUAAUCAGUGCAGAAGCAUUUACGCAACAUAGAGCUGGCCCUAUAUAACAUAUUGUAAAGAGUGAUGGUGUUGUAUAGACCAUAAUUGCAUGGACAAUCUGUUUGGAAACUAUCAACUCUCUAAAGUGCUGUCAGUGCCUUCCCAAUCUUUUUUGAAGUAAAUUUAUUCACCUUUAAAUUCUGUGCCAUUUACCAAAAGUAUGCAUUUGCUUCUUUUGUUUUUAAUUAUGUUUUGUUUCCUUAAACUGUGGCAUUUUCUGUCUUACCUGUUUUAUGAUUCUCAGUAUUUUUUUCUUUGUCACUCUUUUUGUACACACACUUCAUGAUUAUAUGAAAUGUCACAAAUAAAAAGUCACUUUUUGAUGUCAUUUGUUCGCUAAUAACAUCUGUGUUGCAUGAGAGUUGCAUAGUUCUGAUCAGGCAUGACAGAUUUAUAGAGAAUGAUUCUUUGGGUCUUUUCUUUUGUGUGCAUUCUGCCAAAUAAACUAAAUUA
Messenger RNA from Scomber scombrus (Atlantic mackerel), 20498 nucleotides. It is a transcript of the gene ahnak, whose product is annotated as AHNAK nucleoprotein. Lineage: Eukaryota; Metazoa; Chordata; Actinopteri; Scombriformes; Scombridae. The record is from RefSeq and is a predicted model, not a curated record. The coding region runs from base 430 to 19512 and encodes 6360 amino acids. Gene Ontology annotation, cellular component: costamere; nucleus; cytoplasm. The transcript has 6 exons. Gene Ontology annotation, biological process: regulation of RNA splicing. Gene Ontology annotation, molecular function: protein binding.